Molecule: messenger RNA, 1215 nt
Organism: Humulus lupulus (European hop)
Lineage: Eukaryota; Viridiplantae; Streptophyta; Magnoliopsida; Rosales; Cannabaceae
Exons: 4
Coding region: 1-1215 (404 amino acids)
Source: RefSeq, a predicted model, not a curated record
AUGGAUGACAAAUUUACUCAAGAGCGUUCCAGAGUUCAAUUUUCUAGAGUUCUUAUGGAUAUGGAUAUAACGAAUAAUCCUCCUAGGAGUAUACAAUUCCUUAAUGAGUACGGACAGAUUGUGGAGCAAGGGGUGGAUUAUGAAUGGCUGCCUAUUAAAUGCAAAGUUUGCUCUAGAUAUGGUCAUUCCAUGAAGGAGUUGGCUAACAUUUCUACUAACGCUAAGGGACCAAAUAACAGUGAAGCUAGUUGGCAAACUCCAAAGAAAGUAGCUACUCUUUCUAAACAAGGACCGACUGAAGUUGUUAGUUCCUUAUCUUCUAAAAUUCCAACUGGCAUAUUGAGCUGGAAUUUGAGAGGAUUGAAUGCUCCUAAUAAGCAUACAGUAGUUAUAGAUAUAUGUAGUAGGAAUAAAAUAGGGGUUGGUGCUUUUUUAGAAACUAAAAUGAAGGGGAAUAAAGUCAUGGAAUUCAUGGGACUUAAACUUCCUAACUGGGAUUUCUAUUCUAGCUCUGUUACUGAAGGCAGAGUUUUGUGGCAAGCUUUCUGCACUACUUUUGUCUAUGGGCUCAAUACAAUGGAGGGAAGGAAGAGUUUAUGGCAAGGGUUACCUAGGCUCAUGCUCCCUGUUAAAUCUUGGAUUAUAUUAGGGGAUUUUCAUGCUAUUUUUACUGGUAAGGAUAGGACUGGUGGAAAACCUGUCUCCAAAAUGGAGUUGGCUGAUUCUUCUCAGUGGCUUGCUGGGAAUCAAGUGGAGUCACUUAAGAGUACUAGAUCUUAUUUUACUUGGAUGAACAAUCAAGAUGGUCCAGCUCGAAUGUACUCUAAGAUAGACCAUGUGUUUACUAAUGAGGAAUGGCUUGAUGUUUUCCCUAGCUCUACAGUUGUGUUUCGGGGGGAAGUUGUUUCUGACCAUUGUUCAUGUGUUAUUUCUACCACGACCAUGGAGAAUGUGGGUAUCAAAUUGUUUCAGUUCUUUAAUUUUUGGACUGAUCAUCAAGAUUUCAAAGAGGUGGUUCUGAAUAGUUGGAGGAAACCAAUCAAAGGGACUGGUUUCAGGGUUGUGUUUAUCUUGAAGACUAAGAGGCUGAAGCACAGAUUGAAGAGGUUUAACAGGGACAAUAAUGGAGAUAUUGGUUUGAAUUAUCAAAAGGCUAAGGAUGUUUAUCAGGAUGGUAAACUUCAAGCUCAAUCCCAUCCUCGAGACUAUGGGUAA